AGAAAAUGGCCACUUCUUCUCUUCAAUCCCCAAUAGCCAAAAAGCUAGAAGGUAAGGUAGCAAUUAUAACAGGUGGUGCUAGUGGCAUAGGAGCAGCCACAGCUACACUUUUUGUUCAACAUGGUGCAAAAGUAACAAUUGCAGAUAUCCAAAAUGAUGUUGGAAAUUCAGUAGUAAAAGAAAUUGGAACAGAACACAUAAUGUUUGUCCAUUGUAAUGUGGCGAUUGAAUCAGACGUUCAAAAUGUUGUAGAUGCAACUGUUGCCAAAUUUGGUAAGCUCGACAUAAUGUUUAGUAACGCUGGUGUAGCUGGUAAGUCAAUUUCUAGCAUCUUAGAGGUAGAUUCCGACAUAAUUAAGAACGUGUUCGAUGUAAAUGUUGUUGGAGCCUUCUUAUGUGCGAAACAUGCUGCUAGAGUGAUGAUUUCAGCCAAUACAAAAGGUUCCAUUAUAUUCACAACAAGUGCUUCGACAGUGGUCCAUGGUCUUGUCCCGCACGCAUAUGCGGCAUCAAAAAGUGCAAUUUUAGGCCUCUCCAAGAACAUCGGAGUCGAAUUAGGAAAAUACGGAAUAAAAGUUAAUUGUGUUUCUCCUUAUUACAUUAGUACACCAAUUGCAUUGAACGCGCUAGGAAUAGUUGAGAGAGAAAUGGGGGAGAAAUGGUUUGCGGAAGGAGGAAAUUUGAAAGGAGUUUUAUUAGAUGAACAAGAUGUGGCAAAUGGAGUAUUGUACUUGGCAAGUGAUGAUUCUAAAUAUGUAAGUGGUUUGAACUUAGUUAUUGAUGGUGGUUAUAGCACUACUAAUGUGGCUUUAGGUGAGGCCUACAAGAAAUUGUUCCCAUCAGCUACUACCAACCAAGUAAUGCAAAUUCUUUAUUAAACUCACGAAGACUUCAACCCAUCACCAUUUUCUAUCCCUACAAUUGUCAUUAUAUAUCUUACUUUAUGUACAAGUUCUUCCCUUUUUUACUUGUAAUACCUGUGAUCUAUUGGAAUAUAAUGAUCUCCAAUCUAA
This is a messenger RNA of Solanum dulcamara, 1013 nucleotides long. RefSeq names its product short chain aldehyde dehydrogenase 1-like. NCBI's taxonomy places the organism in Eukaryota, Viridiplantae, Streptophyta, Magnoliopsida, Solanales, Solanaceae. The transcript is spliced from 2 exons. The record is from RefSeq and is a predicted model, not a curated record. The coding region runs from base 6 to 878 and encodes 290 amino acids.